CUGUCUUAUCAGGAGAACACCCAGAUACCGCCAGUUUUGUGUGUUUAGUGACUGUCAGGAAGACAUGGCAACCCUGGUGCUGGGCCUACUGUUCGCCUGCCUCAGUCUACAGCUGUCAGAAGGGCUGCACAAACGUUCCUCCGUUUGCUACGACCAUCUGGGAUGUUUCGCCACAGACCCGCCGUUUUUAGUCUCCAUCGUCCAUUGAACUUCCUUCCUGAGUCACCCGACCAUAUCAAGGUCACGUUCAUGCUGUACACCAAACGCAAUCCUCAGAAAGAACAGAUUCUAUCAAGUAACAGCUCUGCCUCCGUGACCUCUUCGAACUUUGACCCAACAAAGCCCACCAAGAUGGCAAUACAUGGCUACUAUGACAAUGGCCAAAAAGCAUGGCUUCAUGAGCUCAAGGACGAGUAUCUCAAGACUCACGACGUCAAUGUCUUCAUUGUGGACUGGGGCGGUGGUUCCAAGACGUUGUACACCCAGGCCACAGCGAACACCAGAUUGGUCGGGGCAAUCGUGGCUCAGUUCAUCACACACCUCAAAACUGUGGGUCAUGCCAAGCCUGAAGACUUUCAUCUGAUUGGACAUAGUUUGGGCGCCCAUACAGCUGGUUAUGCAGGGGAAAGAAUUCAGUACAUUGGAAGAAUCACGGGCCUCGACCCAGCAGAACCCUACUUCCAGGACACUGAUGUUACAGUGAGGCUCGACCCGACCGACGCCCUGUUUGUGGACAUCAUACACACCAAUGGAGAAUCAAUUCUUAAACUGGGUCUCGGGAUGAAACAACCGUGCGGUCACGUGGACUAUUACCCUAAUGGCGGACUAACACAGCCCGGAUGUGACACGAAGAACGCAGUGGCAGAUGUAAAGAUCGAGGGACUUCCAGGCGGCGUCCACCAGUUCUUUGCUUGCAGCCACAUACGCUCACAUGCGCUCUUCAUAGAAUCCAUCAAUAGCAAAUGUCCUUUCGAAGCUUACAAGUGUAACAGUUACGACGAUUUCAGUGCUGGCAAAUGUAUUCCAUGCAGCGGCGGCGGAUGUGGCUACAUGGGUUACCAUGGUGACCGUGUCAAACCAAACAACGGGCAAACGUUAGUGAAGUAUUUCUUGAAGACUGGUCUGCACGCGCCCUAUUGUCGGUUCCACUACCAGAUACAGAUUACAUUUGGUGCGCCACAGGGGUCCCGUGAAGAGAGGGGCGAUUUAUACGCAACACUUACCGGCAGCACUUACCGGAAAUUCAGCACAGACGGCCAUAUCGAUUUGACACCCGGCAAAUCCUACACUUUUGUUGUGACAACUCCACAAGAGAUCGGCCAGAUGACCAAAUUUAACUUCCGGUGGGAGGAGAAUGCGCACUGGUACAAACCUGUAGACUGGAACCCGCUUAAUUUCCGCCACCCUACUCUCUUUAUAUCGAAGGUGAAGGUCGUAGAAGGGGAGAACACACAACAAUUCCAGUUUUGUGGGUCUAACGUUGCAGUGGAGAACAAGAGUUCCAAACAGCUGUCAGCUUCAAGCACCUGCUGAUGAGUUAGUGACCAGGGGCUGCAUGAUAGAUUACCAAUUACCUAAAUAUAAUUAGUUAUUUAAUAUGUACAUGAUAUGAUUUGUUUGAUGGCCGAUGUUUCUAUCCAAUAAAGACACUUUCAGUUCGUAUACUUCAA
This is a messenger RNA of Haliotis rubra (blacklip abalone), 1670 nucleotides long. Its product is annotated as pancreatic triacylglycerol lipase-like. The coding region runs from base 163 to 1533 and encodes 456 amino acids. The record is from RefSeq and is a predicted model, not a curated record. Lineage: Eukaryota; Metazoa; Mollusca; Gastropoda; Lepetellida; Haliotidae. Gene Ontology annotation, molecular function: triacylglycerol lipase activity; protein binding. Gene Ontology annotation, biological process: lipid metabolic process. The transcript is spliced from 11 exons.